This is a messenger RNA of Rattus norvegicus (Norway rat), 2416 nucleotides long. It is a transcript of the gene Igfbp3, whose product is annotated as insulin-like growth factor binding protein 3. Bases 104 to 982 code for a protein of 292 amino acids. Gene Ontology annotation, molecular function: insulin-like growth factor binding. Lineage: Eukaryota; Metazoa; Chordata; Mammalia; Rodentia; Muridae. The record is from RefSeq and is marked validated. Gene Ontology annotation, cellular component: extracellular region; nucleus. The transcript is spliced from 5 exons.
CGGUGACUGGACGCUGAGGACCUGCUUGCUCGCUGCUCCCACCCCGCCGCCUCGUCCCGCGUGCUCCACUUCGCUCCAUCCACCGAGCCCUCCGCCAGGCGCCAUGCAUCCCGCGCGCCCCGCGCUCUGGGCGGCUGCGCUCACCGCCCUCACUCUGCUCCGCGGACCGCCAGUGGCGCGGGCCGGCGCGGGCGCGGUGGGCGCGGGCCCCGUGGUGCGCUGCGAACCGUGCGACGCGCGUGCGCUGGCCCAGUGCGCGCCUCCGCCCACCGCGCCCGCGUGCACGGAGCUGGUGCGAGAACCCGGCUGCGGCUGCUGCCUGACUUGCGCGCUGCGCGAAGGCGACGCGUGCGGCGUCUACACGGAGCGCUGUGGCACCGGCCUCCGCUGCCAGCCGCGACCGGCCGAGCAGUAUCCCCUGAAGGCGCUGCUGAAUGGCCGCGGGUUCUGCGCCAACGCCAGCGCCGCCAGCAGCCUGAGUGCCUACCUCCCCUCCCAGCCGUCUCCUGGAAACACCACUGAGUCUGAGGAGGACCACAAUGCUGGGAGUGUGGAAAGCCAGGUUGUCCCCAGCACACACCGCGUGACUGAUUCCAAGUUCCAUCCACUCCAUUCAAAGAUGGAGGUCAUCAUAAAAGGCCAGGCUAGGGACAGCCAGCGCUACAAAGUUGACUAUGAGUCCCAGAGCACAGACACCCAGAACUUCUCCUCCGAGUCUAAGCGGGAGACAGAAUAUGGUCCCUGCCGCAGAGAAAUGGAGGACACACUGAAUCAUCUGAAGUUCCUCAAUGUGCUGAGUCCCAGGGGCGUCCACAUCCCAAACUGUGACAAGAAGGGGUUCUAUAAGAAGAAACAGUGUCGCCCUUCCAAAGGCAGAAAGCGGGGCUUCUGCUGGUGCGUGGACAAGUACGGGCAGCCAUUGCCAGGCUAUGACACCAAGGGGAAAGACGACGUGCAUUGCCUCAGCGUGCAGAGCCAGUAGAUACCGCUGUGCCACUUAACGUGGAGCUCAAAUACGCCUUAUUUUGCACAAAAGACUGCCAACAACGUGAUCAGCAGCUGGCUAUACCUUGAUUUAUAUUUCUCUCUCCCUCUCUCUCUCUCUCUCUCUCUCUCUCUCUCUCUCUCUCUCUCUCUUUUGUGGUGAACUGAAUAAAAACAAACAAAACACAUACAAAAACAAAAACAAAAAAAAAAAAAAGCCAAAGUUUAGACAGAUUUCUGAAAUGCCUCUGGUUGUUUAAAUAGUGAACUUGGUCAUCUUUGUAUCUCGCAGUAGUCAACCAAAAGCAGUUUGAAUUUUCUUGUUGCUUCCUAUGAAAACCACACGUGUACUCCAGGCCACGGAUGCCGUCGCCCCCUAACUCACCCACCCACUGUGGGCUUCAGUGCUGCUGGCCCUCUGCCUUCUUGAUUUCAGAGGCUCUGUUGCUGAUAGAGAAAAACCCUCUUUCCAUCCCCUGUAAGUAAGUGCAGGCACUGUGGAGAAUGGGGAAGCCUGGAACCCAGUGACCCGGACGUCUGGAAGCAUCCUCCUGAGGCCUCUGGUCCUUAUGGUGCCAUCUCUGAAUCAAGGGCCUGGCCCUGUAUCUGCAAGUGGCCUGACCUACUUGGGAACUGUGGGAGAGAAAAAUGUGUUGUCUCUCUUACUAAAAAUGACUAAGAAUGUUCUAGGGCGCUCCGAGAGCCCAUAAAGACAAGGACAAGGACCUUCCUUUGUCAGGCAGCUUCCUGAUGACUUGGCCCAGCAGAAAUAUCAAACUCCAUGUGCAGAGAUGUCGCAAAUAACGGUGCGCUUAGUUCUCCGGAUGACUUCAAGAAAACAGUGUUUUCUGGCCCAGCCUCUCAAAAUAAAAUUUGUUGUGGGGUGGGGCUGAGGGGAGGCAGCUUUCAAAAGAGAGAAGGUUUUCAUCUUCCUUGUUGGAGACCCUGGUAAGAACAUGGAGAGAAUCACCUGUUUGUUGAUCUUGGGGUCCUUCUCAAACUUUCUUUAUAAUUCAUGCGUAUAUGCAGACAAAAUAUGUUCUUAAUUGUUAACAUUGUAUACAACAUAGCCCAAAUAUAUUAGAAUCUGUACUAGAUAAUCCUAGAUAAAAGGUUAGAGAUGCUAGGUGAUGUAACCACAGACACGCCCGAGGAAAGGAGCCUGUGUCUGGAGGCUGGGCCGCUCUCCCCGAGGCCAAGGCCAUGGUGGUCUGGCAAUACAGGGUGUGAGGAGACUGUACUGCAUCCCACGGGGUGGACAUGCGCUGUACAGAGCUUUCCUUGAGAGCACAAAGGAAUCUUGAGACAUUCUGCCUGCCUGUCAGCUUUUCUUUAUUUUUUUAAUUAAGUUUUUGGGGGAAAAAUGUAUUUUUGAAAAGUUUGUCUUGCAAUGUAUUUAUAAAUAGUAAAUAAAGUUUUUUUAUCAUUUAAG